Molecule: messenger RNA, 576 nt
Organism: Acaromyces ingoldii
Lineage: Eukaryota; Fungi; Basidiomycota; Exobasidiomycetes; Exobasidiales; Cryptobasidiaceae
Exons: 2
Coding region: 116-538 (140 amino acids)
Source: RefSeq, a predicted model, not a curated record
CAAAAAGUCACCUCCUGUUCCUCUUUUCUCUCCCUUCUCCCACUUCUUAAUUCUUUCCAACGUGCCUUCUCCUCCUCUGAAGAAGCGAGCUCAUUGGAAAGACGCGACCUCCGGGAUGAGAGCCUUCCUCACUGCUGCCCUUGGCGCAUGGCUGGUUGUGCUGCUGGCCAGCAACUCCCAGUCCAAACCCUUCAACCUACAAGAAGUCAGCAAAAGAAGCCAGCUAAGCAAUGAUCGCCAGGAUCGCACAGACGAAAAGAGUGGCAGGUUGGAGCAAUCAGAGCGUUUUGCGAUCCGGGACGAGGGAAUGGCUAACCCAAUAGUGCACACCGGCUUUGAAAAGAGGGGCAUCAGCAAAAACGAUGAGGAAUCCAAGGGUUCCAACGAGCAAGUUUUGUUCGACCGGACUAAGGAAAUUCCUUCGAGCGACUUAAAUUCGAGAGGGUUCCAAGUCUCGGCUGUCAGCUUCAAUGGCUUGCAAGGAAGAGGCAGCCACGAUCGUCGAAUGGUCUGUCUUCCAUCCUCUCAUGAUACUUGACGGUCGUGAUCGUGCAGGCUAUAUAAAAACCAUGGAGC